AUGACGGAACGCAGCUUGGAAGCAAGACAAGCUGCCGAAGGCCGUCAGGGAAGUGCUGUUGAAAGACUCUUUCGAUCUGAAGAAAUUCGGAGUGCAGGUGAACGGCAUUCGUCAAAUCGUGUCGAGUCUUCUCGAUCCGAGCGAGUCGUCGUCGAGGGGAGAAGACGACGAAAUAGUGAAGGCAGUGAAACGGCACACAUCGAUUUCGUUGACGAUGAUCGAAUGCAAGAGGAGACCUACGAGAACUCGCGGCAACACCGAGGCGCCAGAGAGGAGCGAUACGGUUAUCGAGGAGAGGACGAGUACGUGACAAGAGCCGCUCGAUACGGAGGACAUACACAUUCACAAUCACAAAAUAGAUCUCGGAGUGAAAAUAUGGCCGUCGACUAUUCUCAUCAGGAUUUUCGACAAUCUUUAGCCGCCAUCGAUGCGGCUGCAAGAGAAGGCGCAUUGUCAAGAGAAGGCGUUCGCGUUCGGCAACAAGGAGAAACAACUGUUGUCACCGAGCAUCGCGAUCCCUACUCUUUCUAUUGGCAGCUUGACAAGGCUCGUCGUGAAAGCGAGAGUCCACCAAGACUUCCACCACACGCCGAUUAUGUGAUUGAUGAGGAAGAGAUACCACCGCAUGAAACUGUGCCCAGUCCGCAACCAUAUGAAUCGGAAAUAGUUCCGGGUGUCUUGGUUGAGAGUCAAUAUAGUCGACCUCUUCGACAGCCGGAACCUGAAAUUGCUCGACCUCUUCCACCUGGAUGGGAAAAACAUGAAGAUCCUUCUGGUUUCUCCUAUUAUUGGCACGUUGACAGUGGAACGAUCCAGCGCGAGCCACCGCGUGCUCCACCCCGUCGUCGGACUCCAACCCCUCCACCAGCUCCACCCAUCGAACGCCACAUUUAUUCAAAAGGAGUUCAAGUUGAUGCGCCGACUCCACCACCACAAAUAAUUCAAUUACCUCCACAGCAACCAGUCAUUGAGGAGCAUGCAUUUAAACAAACGACAACAAAAAGAAGAGUUGAAAGAGAUGAGGAAAGUGAUGGAGAGACACAAGAAACGGCAGUACAACAACAGGCUCCCCGUGGAAAGCCAAUCCGCUUCGCCGUUCGUUCCCUUGGAUGGACCGAGAUCGCUGAGGAGGAGCUCACCGCUGAAAGAAGCUCGCGAGCUGUGAAUCGAGCCAUCGUUGACUUGUCGACUGGUAGAAAAGAUGUUUUGGAUAAUGUGAGCAAAUGGGGAGAUGGUCGAGAGUUGAUCAUGGAAUUGGACGAUCAAGAGUUGUCGCUUAUCGAUCCCGACUCGAUGCAAGUGAUCCACUCAGAGAGAAUUCAACAGAUUCGUGUUUGGGGAGUCGGAAGGGAUAAUGGACGAGAUUUCGCCUAUGUUGCUCGUGAUCGAACCUCAAGGCGCUUCCUGUGCCAUGUUUUCCGUUGUGAUACCCCAGCAAAGACAAUUGCAAACACUUUGCGCGACAUUUGCAAGCGAUUGAUGUUGCACAGAAGGCCGAGCUCUUUGCACGCAAUCGAAGCGCCUGAACGUCGAGUGGUUAGAAGUGAACUCACCACACCGAUCGAGGAGCCGAGAAAGGUAAUUCGAUGCAAUUUCCUUGGUGUCACUCAAGUGCCCCGUGCCACUGGGAUCGACAUUCUCAACGAAGCCGUUGAUCGCCUUGUUUCUCAGGUUCGCCCUGAGCGAUGGAUUCUCGCUGAUGUCGCUAUCGCACCAUCAAGUAUUUCAAUCAACGAGGUGAAUGGCAAUCAAAUAGCCCAAUGCCGAGUCCGCUAUCUUUCCUUUUUGGGAAUCGGUCAAGAUGUCAAACACUGUGCUUUCAUCAUGCACACCUCUUCGGAGAACUUUAUGUGCUACGUUUUUCAUGUUGAGCCAAGCGCUGCCGUUAUGGCGAAAACCAUUGAAGCUGCUUGCAAAUUGCGUUAUCAAAAGGUGUUAGAUGCACACUCGGGACGUCUGUCGAGUGGCGGACAAGCGGCUCUCCCGAUGGCGACAGGGAUGGAC
This is a messenger RNA of Mesorhabditis belari, 2004 nucleotides long. Lineage: Eukaryota; Metazoa; Nematoda; Chromadorea; Rhabditida; Rhabditidae. The record is from the annotation of a GenBank genome assembly.